Molecule: messenger RNA, 1530 nt
Organism: Candidozyma duobushaemuli
Lineage: Eukaryota; Fungi; Ascomycota; Pichiomycetes; Serinales; Metschnikowiaceae
Product: quinone oxidoreductase family protein
Exons: 2
Coding region: 1-1530 (509 amino acids)
Biological process (GO): positive regulation of mRNA splicing, via spliceosome
Cellular component (GO): U12-type spliceosomal complex; nucleolus
Molecular function (GO): quinone reductase (NADPH) activity; RNA binding
Source: RefSeq, a predicted model, not a curated record
AUGAAUGUUUUCAAAAAACCCCUGGAUUCUGAGCGGAAUUUGCAAGCCUCGCUAUACAUUGGUAAUCUAGACGCCGAAGUUGAUGAACCAUUGCUCUAUGAGCUAUUUAUUCAGUUAGGUCCAGUGAAACUGCUCAACCUUCCCAAGGACCGCAUUCUGCGGAAACAUCAAGGUUAUGGUUUUGUUGAACUACGAACACCUCAAGAUGCAGACUAUGCUUUGGAGAUCCUCCGUGGCAUUAGACUCUUUGGCAAGACUUUGAAAAUGAAGAAGACCGACCCACAAGCAAGCACACCCUCUGCAUCUGGUGCAGGCACCGGAGAGGAUAUCGGUUUAAGCAUUGGAGCGAGACUUUUCAUCAAAAAUUUGAACCCGAUGGUUGAUGAUAAGUACUUGAAAGAGACGUUCGGUAAAUUUGGAAACCUACUUGAAGCGUCGGUCAUGAGAGACGAUGACGGGAAUUCUAAAGGUCAUGGCUUUGUUGAAUACGACAACUUCGAGGCCAGUGACGAAGCUAUAGAAAGGAUGAAUGGGGCAAUUCUUAUGAACAACAAAGUGAUUGUGGAGUACGCAUACAAGGACGGCAAAGCAAGACAUGGCGACAGCGCCGAAAGACUUCUCGCCGAGAAGGCCAAAACAAACAACAAGUAUGCUGGUGUGAACUUUAUUGAGAGCUACUUCAGAAGGGGCAUAUACCCUGCGGAGCUCCCAAUUGUGUUUGGUCGUGAGGCCUCGGGUGUUGUGGCUGCAGUUGGCUCAGAUGUGAAUGAUUUCAAGGAAGGGGAUAAGGUGCUCUACUUGUCAUCAAAGACGUUUGCACAGUACACCAAGGUCACUCUCGAUGACAAUUACCAUUUCAUUCGCAAGUUGGAUGAAGAUACCUCGGAGGAGAAGUUGAAGUUGUUCGGAUCAAUUCUAGUGCAAGGGUUGACUGCCAUCACCUUCUCACACGAAGCUCAUGCUAUAAAGAAGGGAGACUUCGUGGUUGUUUGGGCAGCUGCUGGUGGAACUGGCCAAGUCUUCGUUCAAUACGCAAGCUCUCUUGGUGGCCGAGUCAUUGCACUUGCUUCGAGUGAGGAGAAAUUGCUGAUAGCUAAGGACCUCGGAGCUGAGUUUCUUGUCAACUCGAAGAACGACGAUGUUGUUCAAAAAAUCAGAGAAAUCACUGGCGGGCACGGCGCUGAUGUUAUUUACGAUGGUGUGGGAAAGGACGUCGUAGACACUAACUUUGAAAUAGUUGCCAGAAAAGGCUCAUUUGUGACCUUUGGAAAGGCAUCCGGCUUCAUCCCUCCAUUUUCCAUCUACAGACUGAGCCCCAAGAACGUACGCAUUUCCUCACCACAACUCUUUAAGUACAUCACUGAGAAGGACGAGUGGGAGCAUUACAGCAAGGUCUUGAUCGACCUGGUCAAUAAUGGAAAGAUCAAGUUCAAGCUUGAAACCUAUCCAUUGAAGGACUACGUGAAGGCUGCAAAAGCCUUGGAGAGCAGACAGACUACCGGUAAACUUGUGUUAGAAAUUCCACAGUAA